AUGUAUUACUUUCAAGCCAAUGCAGUUAGGAAAUAUGGAAACCUGAAUCUCGAAUCUGCAAGGCGAUAUGUCAUCCACGAAAUUAGGAGUGUGAAGAAGGCGUUUGGAGGUGGUCAUUGGCUCAUCUUCCCAUUGAGAACUGAGCAUAUCAUGCUUCUCACAGCUCAAGAGCAAAUGGGUGAAGCUAUGCGCGAGGCGGAGGAAUUGGAAAAUGACCUGAGAGAAAGCCUUGGUGGCUCGCAUCCCCUACGCCUGCAUACGGCAACAACCCUCGCCAGUCUUUACACAAAACAAUAUCGCUGGGAAGACGCUGUGGGCAUCCUCCAGGCUACAAGGAGAGCCUUAGUUCAGGCCCUUGGUAAAGAUCACAUGCUGGCUGUGAGGGCAGUUGGCUUGCUAGCCAUGAUGCUCAUGAACCAAGGAAAAUACGAGGAAGCAGACGCUGAAUUUGGCUCCCUUUCAAAGCUUGCAGAGAUGAGCGAAACGACCCGCGAAAUGUACAGGAGAGAGGCAGGUAUGCAUCAAUGUACACUGCUCGAGAUGGAGGGAAACUUCCAUGAAGCCAAGGCAAUCAGGGUUACGACAGUGCAUACGAAUGGUUUGUCAUCCGAAAUUCCCAAGCUCCUGAAGAACACCAACCAAGGCUGGUAUGCCUUCAGGCGUGAAGACUUCACACUAGCCGAAUCUUUGCUGGCAGAAGUAAUGAAGAAGGCAAAUGAUCUACUCAAGACGGACAACCCACCAGAACAUAGUCAACUCUUGAACAUUUCGAUGAUAUCAAAGCGAAACCUUGCUCUGGUAAUUCGUUGCCACCAUCGCUACGAAGCAGCGGAGUCUCUGCAGCGGGAAUUGCUGAUAGAACGAGAUAGACACGAGAAUCAGACCAGCUUGGAGACCCUGAACGCGAUGUUCGAUCUCGCUCAUACUCUUCAGAUACAGGAAAGAUGGGCGGAGGCAGAACAUUUCUUUACCAAAGUCAAGAUCGAUCGAGUACAAUUGUUUGGACAGAUGCAUAGGGAGGAUACUUUACUUUGUAGUCAGAGGCUAUGGAAGUUGCUCAGUUGGAAUAUCGUACAUUGGUUGAAUGCUACUGUCAAAGCUCCCUUUUCUGAGGAAGCGCUGACACAGAUGAUUGCUAUGAGUCGAACACUUGGGGACUUCUAUGAGGAUUCGAAUGCUGCAGAAGAUGAAGACAAUGGCGAAGAGGAGGAGGGCGGACACAAGCCUCCGGAACGAGCUAUAGAUAUGCUUUGA
This is a messenger RNA of Fusarium oxysporum Fo47, 1254 nucleotides long. RefSeq lists its product as uncharacterized. Gene Ontology annotation, molecular function: protein binding. NCBI's taxonomy places the organism in Eukaryota, Fungi, Ascomycota, Sordariomycetes, Hypocreales, Nectriaceae. The transcript has 2 exons. The record is from RefSeq and is a predicted model, not a curated record. Bases 1 to 1254 code for a protein of 417 amino acids.